AUGAGAGGAUCUGGGCAUGGAUCCGGCAGUUUCCGUACUGGGGAAUGGGCUCUGCGUGGUGCUGUUUUUGAGCUGCUGUGGCGCGGACCUGUCGUGGCUUUGGCGGCACCCCAUUCGUCUCAUCUGGUGAUUCUCCAUCUUCAGCUCGGAAUCUGGUGCGUUUCUGGUAGUUCUUCGGCCUUACAGCUCGAAAUCUCUUCAGCAGCACCGCAACACGCAAUCCAUCGGCCCUGUCUCACGACCGUCUUAAUGCGCAACAAGUCGUUACCUAUGUCAAUAAUACGAUGGAUGCUGCCAAAACUCCCCUCGGCUCUCUCGCCUGCAUGCUCGCCGUCACUUUCGGUCUCGUAUGUAUCAGAUCAGAUCAGGUCCGCCGAUCCAGUCCAGACAGACCGGAGAACAUGCAGGAAGCAAGUUGGCACGUUGGCAAGGCAUGGGACGGUGUGCGAUGCCUACUGGACCAAGCCACGGAUAACUGACACGGACACCGGCAGACACGUACGGACCUGCCAACGAAACCCAACCCAACAUAUCGGCGACGGCCGUCCACCAAACAAAGCCGCGUGA
Molecule: messenger RNA, 567 nt
Organism: Colletotrichum orchidophilum
Lineage: Eukaryota; Fungi; Ascomycota; Sordariomycetes; Glomerellales; Glomerellaceae
Exons: 1
Coding region: 1-567 (188 amino acids)
Source: RefSeq, a predicted model, not a curated record